AUGGCGAAUCUUACAGAAAUGUUAACAAAUUCUCAAGUAGGAUAUUCACAUGAAUCAGAUGCUGCUAGCUCUGUGGACGCUUUGAGCAUCACUUACUGUGACGACACAGCAACAACCAAAUCACCAGUUCAACCAGAAUCAGCACAAACUAGUAAAUUACUUUGGAUUAGAUUUAUUCUUUUGUUUGCAUAUUUUGAUUGUUUUCUUGGAAUGAUAUUUUACCGAUUCUUAUCUGUAGGCAAUCAUUCUCAUAUUAAGUUGUCAUUUAGCAAUGUCAAAGACCCUCAAACAGUCAAUCAAAUAUUUUCCAAUCCACCACGUGGUUAUACACCACUAGUGUCAGCUCUUCAAAGCAUUUUUCAGUUGCCAGCAACUCGUCGAGGUUACGAUAAAAAGGUUCUUGUUUUUAUUGCUACCGAUGGAGCACCUACCGAUGACUAUGGAAAUAUUAAUGUUCAAGAUCUUGAACACGUAAUGAAUGUAGUACGCCAAAUAGAAACAACUCAUGUCAUGUUUCUAAUAUGUACUGAUGAUUCAACUUGUGUUGACUAUUUAAAUGAAUGGAAAAAUACUAUGGCAAAUGUAGAUGUUACAGAUGAUUAUAGAACUGAAAGGGACAAAGCACAAAGAAAAUAUGGAUUAAAUGCUCCGUUUUCAAUUGGAGAUUAUAUUGUUAAAGCAUUGGUUGGUGCUAUUGAUCCGAAUUUAAAAGCUAUUUAA
Molecule: messenger RNA, 720 nt
Organism: Rotaria socialis
Lineage: Eukaryota; Metazoa; Rotifera; Eurotatoria; Philodinida; Philodinidae
Source: the annotation of a GenBank genome assembly